This is a messenger RNA of Catharus ustulatus (Swainson's thrush), 774 nucleotides long. RefSeq lists its product as uncharacterized. The transcript is spliced from 2 exons. NCBI's taxonomy places the organism in Eukaryota, Metazoa, Chordata, Aves, Passeriformes, Turdidae. The record is from RefSeq and is a predicted model, not a curated record. The coding region runs from base 53 to 751 and encodes 232 amino acids.
CCCGCGGGAUCCGGGCGGAACGGCUCCGGGCCAGCCUCUCCGGGGCUGUGCUAUGGGAUCAGGAGCUGGGACAGCCUCUCCGGGUUUGUGCUAUGGGAUCCCAGUGGAUCAGGAGCUGGGACAGCCUCUCCGGGUUUGUGCUAUGGGAUCCCAGUGGAUCAGGAGCUGGGACAGCCUCUCCGGGGCUGUGCUAUGGGAUCAGGAGCUGGGACAGCCUCUCCGGGGCUGUGUGGUGGGAUCCCAGUGGAUCAGGAGCCGGGACAGCCUCUCCGGAGCGGUGCGGUGGGAUCAGGAGCAGGGACAGCUCUCCGGAGCGGUGCGGUGGGAUCAGGAGCUGGGACAGCCUCUCCGGGUUUGUAGUAUAGGAUCCCAGUGGAUCAGGAGCUGGGACAGCCUCUCCGGAGCGGUGCGGUGGGAUCAGGAGCCGGGACAGCCUCUCCGGGUUUGUGGUAUAGGAUCCCAGUGGAUCAGGAGCUGGGACAGCCUCUCCGGAGCGGUGCGGUGGGAUCAGGAGCCGGGACAGCCUCUCCGGGUUUGUGGUAUAGGAUCCCAGUGGAUCAGGAGCUGGGACAGCCUCCCCGGGGUUUGUGCUAUAGGAUCCCAGUGGAUCAGGAGCCGGGACAGCCUCUCCGGAGCGGUGCGGUGGAUCAGGAGCCGGGACAGCCUCUCCGGAGCGGUGCUGCAGCUCUUCCUUCCUGGAAGGGCGCGGCGCAGUCACGGGGCUGCUCCCCGGCCGCCCCCGCCGCGGUGAGGCCACCCCGGGCGGGCACAGAA